Molecule: messenger RNA, 1039 nt
Organism: Ceutorhynchus assimilis (cabbage seed weevil)
Lineage: Eukaryota; Metazoa; Arthropoda; Insecta; Coleoptera; Curculionidae
Source: the annotation of a GenBank genome assembly
GUCAAUCACAUGAUUAUCGUUCAUCACAAAAAUUCAAAAAUCAGAAAAAUAAAUAAAUAAUCUAGAAUUAUUUAAUUUCUAUUCAUUGUUUUUCCUUAUUCAAUUAGGAAUAUUACCAUAAUCAUUUCAUUUAAUUGUAGUUUUAUUGGAGGUCAAAUGAUCACAUUGGAUAAUACAAUUAGGAUAACGACUGAUAAAAAGAGAACAUUUUGGAUAUUUCAAUCCAUAAAAUGUAUGCAUGAGUUUGAAUAAGCGUGUAAAAUUAAGCAUUAUGUUGGAAGACGUGUUGGCGGUAUUGAAAAGAGUGGAUGCAGUUUGUUUCGAUGUGGAUUCAACUGUAAUUCGAGAAGAGGGAAUAGACGAGCUUGCCAAGUUUUGUGGAAAAGGUACUGAAGUAGCUAAUCUUACUAGUCAGGCUAUGAGUGGGACCAUGACUUUUCAAGAUUCUUUACAAUUGAGAUUAAACAUUAUACAGCCUUCUCUUGCCCAAGUCAAAGAUUUUAUAAGAACUAGCCCACCGACACUUACACCAGGAAUUAAAAAUUUAGUAGAUCUUUUACAUAGCCGUAACAUACCAGUUUAUCUAAUAUCUGGUGGUUUUAGAGCUAUAAUAGCACCUAUUGCUGAUCAAUUGAAAAUUCCACAAGACCAUAUUUAUGCAAACAGAUUAAAGUUUUAUUUUAAUGGCGAAUAUGCUGGGUUCGAUGCAAAUCAGCCAACCUCUAAAAGUGGCGGAAAAGGAGUUGUCAUCAACCAUUUAAAGGAAAAAUACGCAUAUAAGAAUUUGAUUUUAAUUGGUGAUGGUGCAACCGAUUUGGAAGCUUCACCUCCUGCAGAUGCCUUUAUAGGAUAUGGAGGAAAUAUUAUUAGGCCUGCAGUUAAAGCUAAAGCUAAGUGGUUUGUAACCGACUUUAAUGAAAUUACUGAUGUUAUUGUCAAUAGGCAUACUAUUUAAUGUAUAAGGUGUUAUUUUUGGAGGGUUAAAGUAGUUAUUUUUAUACUGUUUGUUAUUGAAUAAAAUAAAAUAAGAUAAAAUAUU